Messenger RNA from Nerophis lumbriciformis (worm pipefish), 3155 nucleotides. RefSeq names its product mitogen-activated protein kinase kinase kinase 20b (gene map3k20b). Gene Ontology annotation, molecular function: ATP binding; MAP kinase kinase kinase activity. Gene Ontology annotation, biological process: protein phosphorylation. NCBI's taxonomy places the organism in Eukaryota, Metazoa, Chordata, Actinopteri, Syngnathiformes, Syngnathidae. Gene Ontology annotation, cellular component: cytoplasm. The record is from RefSeq and is a predicted model, not a curated record.
UUACUUUCAUUUUCUCAUUGUAUACAAAAAUGUAUACAGUGUAAUUCAGACAUUCAAAUGUGGAUGAAUAAUUUCCAUCUUUUUGUCAAAUUUGCCACAAAUAGUGAACCACAUUUUUUUUAAAAUAAUAAAUCAAAUAGUCUUUUGUGUCAUUUGCAGCUAAAUGAGACACAAAGUGUGUAUUUGAUGACUCUCAUUGGGAAUGACAAGUGUUGCUUAGUGCCAAGAUGGAAGCACUCUGCCUCCGCUGGCCGUGCUUGACUGAUCCACUGAGAAGUCUUCCCAGCUGAGCUCACCAGUCGAUGUCCAGCGGCUCUCUCCUGCCUGCUGAUGUCAGCGCUCAUUCCUGUGCGGGUGACUAACGUGCUCCCACUGUGAGGCUCGGAGUGUGUGUGUGUGUGUGUGUGUGUGUGUGAGUGUGUGUGUGUGUGUGUGUGUGUGUGUGCGCUCAUGCAGUGUGGAGAGCUUUAUAUAGCCAGACUUCUCCAGGAAGGAGGACUGCCCUGGAUGCCACUGACCAUAUUUGAGUGUGCUGCAGCAAAGCGUAACUGAGACAACUCGCUCACCUCCCCUCUUUGCUGUAGUUCCCCUGCCUCGCCACUACGUCCAGAGGUCGGCGUGGGGGAGCGGUGUGUGCGCGAGGCAGCAUGCCAUGUCGUCCCCCGGCUCCUCGUUUGUGCAGAUCAAGCACCAGGACCUGCUCUUCUAUGAGAACUGCGGAGGAGGCAGCUUCGGGAGCGUCUACAGGGCCUUGUGGGUGUCUCAGGACAAGGAAGUGGCAGUGAAGAAGCUCCUGAAGAUCGACAAAGAGGCGGAGAUUCUCAGUGUUCUGAGUCACAAGAACAUCAUUCAGUUUUAUGGAGCCGUGCUGGAAUCUCCCAACUAUGGCAUCGUCACAGAAUAUGCCAGUGGAGGCUCUCUGUAUGAGUUCCUGUCCAGCGAGCAGAGUGAGGAGAUGGACAUGGAGCAGAUCAUGACCUGGGCCAUACAGAUAGCCAAAGGGAUGCAUUACCUCCAUGCAGAAGCUCCCAUCAAAGUCAUCCACAGAGACCUCAAGUCACGCAAUGUGGUGAUGACAGCAGACAGAGUCCUGAAGAUUUGUGACUUUGGUGCAUCAAAGUUCUUGUGCCACACCACCCACAUGACGGUGGUGGGCACAUUUCCCUGGAUGGCUCCUGAGGUCAUUCAGAGCCUGCCCGUCUCUGAGACGUGUGACACGUACUCCUAUGGCGUGGUGCUGUGGGAGAUGCUGACUCGGGAAGUUCCUUUCAAGGGCUUUGAAGGACUGCAGGUUGCAUGGCUGGUGGUGGAGAAACAAGAGAGGCUCACCAUCCCCACCUGCUGUCCAGCAAGUUUUGCAGAGCUGAUGAGGAAGUGUUGGCAAGCCGAGCCAAAGGAACGUCCACAGUUUAAACAGGUGCUGGUAACCUUGGAGACCAUGGCUAACGACAGCAGGCUACCUGACCAGUGCAACUCCUUUCUACAUAACAAGGACCAGUGGAGGUGUGAGAUCGAGUCCACCCUGGAGCGUCUGCGUAAGCUGGAGAGAGAGUUGUACUCCAAGGAGAAGGAGCUGGAGGAGCGUGAGAGGAGGCUGAGACUGUGGGAGGAGAGACUGAUGGAGAGAUCCACCAUGACACCCAGUCCCACAUCCUUACUGAUGGACCACUCACAGUUCUUCACACCGCUCUCCAUCGGCUCCUCGGGUUCUUCUUUCUUCCGCUCGCACUCUCAAGACUCCACCAGCGCGGGGCUCAGCAGUGCGGGGCUCAGCAGUGCGGGGGUCAGCAGUGCGGGGGUCAGCUGCCUUCUCCGCACCCUCAGCAACGGCGACAGCGAGCGAGGGAGCAGUGCGGUCCUGGAGAGGGGGGCGGGCUCUCUGGAUGGCGGGCGGCUGCACGUCAUGCUGCGAGGCCUGCAGGGGCGGUUGGGAGAGGAGGAGGAGGAGGAGGACCAGGACCAGGACCAGGGCACCCUGGAGGAGAAAGGCUGGGCCCAGCGGGACGAAGGCGGGAGCGUGGAGGGAGGACGUGUGCAGGUGACGCUCAGGAGCUUCCCGGGGGGCAGGAUGGAGAGAGAGGAGAGGACGUGGGAGGGAGGGGAGGUGGAGGGAGGGGGCGUGCAGAGGAGCAGGGUGACCACCAUCCUCAGAGGGUACUCGGGGGGCCAGAAAGAGUCUGAGGAGGCGGAGGAGGGCGGCCUGGAAGCAGGGAGGCUUCCGGCCAUGUUUCAGGGUCUCUACGGCAGCUUGGGGGAGCGGCUGUCCUUAGACAUGGACCACAUGGACAUGGGAGACCUGGUCAGGAGCGAGCUGGGGGUGAGGGGUCACAGGAGCGACAUGGUGGGUCACUCGGGGGUGCAGGUGAGCAUGCGGGCCUCGUCCAAUCAGAACUCUGUGAAGAGCUGCAGCGUGCGACACGGUUCCAAAAUCAACAUGGCCACCGCCGCCAUGGACAUGAUGGAGCUGGACUGGUCUGACAGCGAUUAGCACCUCUUGCCUUUUUCUAUCAAGUGUGCUGUACUCCACCUACCUAUUUCAAUAGGUAUUUACCUACUGUAAACACCUAUUUAAAUAGGUAUUUACCUACUGUAAACACCUAUUUAAAUAGGUAUUUACCUACUGUAAACACCUAUUUAAAUAGGUGUUUACAGUAGGUAAAUACCUAUUUAAAUAGGUAUUUACCUUCUGUAAACGUCACUACUCACUGUCACAAGUCACACACCUUGUUUUUCUUGGCGUAGCGUGUAGAUUUGACACUUUGACAUUUUAGCUCAAACUGUGAUUUUCUGUAGGAAUUUUUGCCAUUUUCAUUUUUCAAUAAAAAGACAGAUAUAAAAAAGAAAACAACCCAGCACCAGAGUUUAAAUGAACAUUUUGUGAAGCGAUGGACAACUCAGGAGGCUUUUACUGCAGACAAUAGGUGCAGGUGCAUGGCUGGAGGUGCCCACAAUGUUGGCGUCAUUGCGCACAGUCAAAGGUUGUACAAUUUAGAAUUUAGGGGUCAUAUCAUGAUUUUCGUUUGCUUUCAAAACAGAUAACAUGUAGUGACGGUUGUUUGGUCAACAUCCUGCUGUAAAGAACUCUUUUCAAGCCAACUUUUGUCUGCCUUCAAAAGGUUCAUUUUGAGAGGCGGAGGAAGCCCUCCUUACUACAC